Messenger RNA from Racocetra fulgida, 1070 nucleotides. NCBI's taxonomy places the organism in Eukaryota, Fungi, Glomeromycota, Glomeromycetes, Diversisporales, Gigasporaceae. The record is from the annotation of a GenBank genome assembly.
UAUAAUGAAUUAAAUGGUAUAUUUAUGGAUACUCCAAGACAACAAAAUGUCGGUGGUAAAAAUACUUCUGGAACCGAUGGUUAUCAACCUAUUCCAAAUUUUACAUUAUCAAGCAAUAUGUUGCCUACGCCUAGUGGUUCUGACCAUAAUGCUUGCUCAGAAUCAAUGAUUAUGUCUCCCUAUUCUAUGUUACCAAAUUCUGUAGAAGGUACUUUUCGUGAAGAUGAGAAAUCAAGUUCUACUUACAAUCAAAUGCCUAAUAAUCCGCACUAUUCACCAUUAAAUAAGCCAGAAGGUGUGAAUAAUUCUGUGAUACAAUUACCAGGAAAUAAUUCUAGUCCUGAUAACAACAGUAUCGAAAAUAAUAGUAGCACAAAGAACAAUGUAAAUAAACUACCAACUAUAAUGACGGGUUCCCCAUCUAUAGUGCCUAAUGUAAACAUGUCUUUGACUUCAUCGAUAGCCAUGCAAGAACCCAUGCCAAACUUGAAUAUUGGCAGUAAUCUUGUGUCUGAAGUAACGCAGACACAACCUUCAUCUGCACAUCUUUCAAAUGAUUCAUCCUCUUCCUUUAACGGUAAUAUCGUUCCAAUAACACCAUCUUCUCUUAUGAAAUUAAAUAAGCAACAGUCUUCUACGCCGAAUCCUACUAUGAAUUCUAUACAAGAUAAUCAAACAGUUAACACUCAACAAGGGCAAAUACAGAAUCAGCAAACCUUCAAUAAUGAGGCAGAACAACCUACAUUUGUAGCACCAAGAUCAAGGGUCACAACUUCUGGUCCGCAACGCAUGUUGGUAAUAUCACCAAAUGUGUCGCCAAUAUCUCCGAGAAUGAAUCCUGUGACAAUGUCACCAAUGAUUUUACCAUCUUCGUCUGGGAGAAAAAUUGUUCAUACAAAUCAGGCUGUUCGUUCUCCAUCAGCACUUAAUCCUUCAAAAAGUCCUCAAACUCUGAAACUUACAAUAAGCCCAAGCCUGAAACCAAAAUUACCAGGUGUGCUGGCUGACGAAGUGGCAGAAAAAUUAGCAAGUCAAUCAAAUUAUAAAAACAUUUUGGAGGGAACGUCAAA